AUGCGACAAGAGAGUGCAGGAACACAGGCCGAGAUACGGAACUUGAUGCAUGAAUUCUUGGACCUUGCGAAGAGACAACGAGCGCACGGAUCCUCUGUCCGUAGUGACGAUGGGCGCACUUUGAUAGAGGUCUCUAGUAGGCUGCAAUCCAAGAUCGACAAAUGGCGGGAGAGCGUUGUGCCGCCCUCCACGAAGUACGACGAUACACGAUCCAAUGUCUCUGGGCUCGACUCGCUUCGGUCCAGCGUCAUGUUGUCUUCGGCGCCGAGCUACAUGGGCAUCGAUAGCUUCAUGGUACCAGAGUAUCCUAGGUUGCCAGCGGACCCAACAAAAGAUGAGACUAGAAGACCCGUGUUUGCCAUGACGACUGCCCAACACAGGACACCUACGCAUAGUCGAUCGAGCCGCACCGUACCAGUGCAGCCAGCACGACAUGAUAACACGAGCGGACAAGACCAUACUCCACUGUCAAGUGCCUCGACGCAGGUCAGGGCAGAACGAAAUACAGACUUGGAGCGAGCCGCAGAAGAUCGUGACAGUGGUUACCAAAGUCAGAAGAUCAAAAAAUCGCCGGAAGAUGUGAGGCCACCUCAACAGCACACCAGCAAUCGCAAUCCACGCAGCUUCGCUGACCGAAGUGCCCGCUCUCUGAGCACAACAUCAGCUCUAUCGACCUCCGCCCCCUACGACCCCAACGCACGUCAACCGCGCUACCGCAAUGUCCGAGACGACCAAGGCCGCGUGAUCGCCGUCGACAUAGCCACAGCCCCUUCUAUCCACCAGGUCAAAAGCGCACCUCCAGAUCUGCUUGAGGCGACGAGGCACAUGGAAGGUGGUGCAGAUAGGACCUCCAUCAAUGGGUUUCUUGCUUGCUUGGAUAGUAAUGUUGCACAGACUGUGGCGUUGAGCCGGAGUGCCGUGUCGUUGGGGCGAGAUAGAUCAUCGUCCUCGCCUGAGUCACAAGCAGAGGCUUUGCGACCAGUACCUCCUCUGCCCGAGAUGCGCAGCCUUGGUCGCUCGUCUCCGGCCGUCUACAGAGAUCCUCGGGAUGACAUAUCAGCCGCGGUGUCCAGGCCAGCUGAGCCACGACAAAUCGACAUAUCAGAGCCAUUCGAUCGACAUCGUCGUACCGAUACGGCACAGCUCACCAAGCGCUCCAGACCUCGACCCGACGAAGUCGAUGCAACAUCCAUAAGCCCCAACAGACUCAUUAGGCCAGCACCUCUCGCAGAGCUGCCCGUCAAUCUACCAUCAAGCGCAACACGCACGCAUAGUCCUUCUAAGCGUGAGACCGAGAGAGAUAAAAGCCGUCGCGUGGCUCGACAUGCUCGAGAGCGAGAACGACAUCAAGGAUUUCGAGACGAGAAUUUGGAAUGUUCUGGUGGACCGUCGCCGGUGCCUUUGAGGACGUUCAGAGAUGCGGUGGGCUCGUCUACGGCGAAUGCUCUCAUGGCUUCUACGGAUGUUGUGACUGGGUGUGGGGCCUCGCGACGUCGGUUGUAG
Fulvia fulva is the source of this 1503-nucleotide messenger RNA. RefSeq lists its product as uncharacterized. The transcript has 2 exons. The record is from RefSeq and is a predicted model, not a curated record. Lineage: Eukaryota; Fungi; Ascomycota; Dothideomycetes; Mycosphaerellales; Mycosphaerellaceae. Bases 1 to 1503 code for a protein of 500 amino acids.